Molecule: messenger RNA, 476 nt
Organism: Perkinsus marinus ATCC 50983
Lineage: Eukaryota; Perkinsozoa; Perkinsida; Perkinsidae
Product: phosphofructokinase, putative
Exons: 5
Source: RefSeq, a predicted model, not a curated record
AUGGUCGCCAGCCAGAUAGCAGUAGCCUAUCAUCAGAGGUUCUUCCGGCAAAGAGGCGUGGCGGCAGGCCCUGGGGCGGUGGCGGUGUUGGGAGGGAUAGCAAUGGACAUCACUGCUAAGGCAAGUGACCCAACGAGUGCAGGGGCUCAGGAGUCUACUGUCCCAGGGUUUCUGUCGAUGUCCACUGGAGGCGUCGGCCUCUCCUUGGCAGAGAGCAUGGCGAUGUUGGGGGCGACACCUGGUCUUAUCUCAGCUGUCGGUCGGGAUAGCCAUGGGGAAGCCUUGAUGCAGCGUCUUCGGCAGAUAGGGGUGCCUACCACCAAUGUGAAGGAGUUGACCAGCGAGUCCACUGGUACAUGUACCCUAGUACUUGACGGUCGUGGAGAGCUUAUAUCGGGUGUAGCCGCGAUGGACAUCUUCGACCGUCUCGUCCAUCCCCUCAUCAACAUCCCUCAAGUCCUCAGACAGGAGGAUAU